Procambarus clarkii (red swamp crayfish) is the source of this 453-nucleotide messenger RNA. Lineage: Eukaryota; Metazoa; Arthropoda; Malacostraca; Decapoda; Cambaridae. The record is from RefSeq and is a predicted model, not a curated record.
AUGGGGUUGAUGGCGCCCCUAGUCAACAAGGGUUAUCAUCUGUAUAUGGAUAACUACUAUAACUCAGUAAGCCUAACAGAAAAAUUACGUGAAGUGGGUGUUGACACAUGUGGCACACUUAGACUCCAACGUGGCGCCCCCAAGGAUCUGCAACAACUGGUAAAGGGUAAAAUGGCAACCGACACGACCCUACACAUGCGUAAGGAUAACACCUUUGUUAUAGUUUGGAAGGACAAGCGCCCCGUCUCUGUCAUCACCAAUAUCCACAAUGCCGACACUACUGAAGUACAGCGCAGGAAACGCGUUCGCAAACGUGACGGGAGAACUGGAGUCGAAAUUGUGAAAAUGAACAAACCAAAGACCAUAGUUGAUUACAAUAAGUUCAUGAAAGGUGUUGAUCAUUUCGAUCAAAUGGUCAAGUAUUAUGAGUUUGCAAGAAAAACGCACAAAUGA